Molecule: messenger RNA, 348 nt
Organism: Ilex paraguariensis (yerba mate)
Lineage: Eukaryota; Viridiplantae; Streptophyta; Magnoliopsida; Aquifoliales; Aquifoliaceae
Source: the annotation of a GenBank genome assembly
AUGGCAAUCAACAAUAGCCAUGAAUUAAGGGAAAACCCAUCAUUGUAUGGGGGUUCUGCCGUGGCUUGGAGGUGGACUAGCGUGAAGAUUGAUGAUUCCUACUUGGGCCUAGGCUUUGGAGAGAAGGUUGUUGUCUAUGAUGGGACUUGUUUGGAAAACUGGACUGGUGAGACCUUGCCUAACACACUAACCCAGCUUGUUGUGAUGGAGUUGGCACUAACUGUCGCAAUAACAGUUCAGAUGUUGCACCCCUGGCCUUUGUCCCCAAACUCCCCCUCCUCUUUAAAUAAAGGAGAGAAGGCCUUCUCCACUCAUCCCUCCUGUCUCAUUCUUCUCACUUUUUCAUAG